AUGAAAGGUGUUCAUGAGGUGAAGUACGGCCUUCUUGUAACCGUGGCCCUCAUGAUGUUGGCUUUGGCCACUUUCUCCCACCUCGCCUCUGCCUAUGACCCCAGUCCACUACAAGAUUUUUGCGUUGCAAUCAAGAGACCUCUUUAUACGAAUGGAAAGUUCUGCAAGGAUCCAAGGCUUGUCACGGUCAAUGAUUUCUUCUUUUCGGGACUACACAUUCCUGGAAACACCACGAAUCCACUCGGCUCAAAGGUCACUCAUGCGACAGUAGACCAAAUACCAGGCCUCAACACUCUGGGAAUAUCCUUAGCUCGUAUUGAUUUUGCUCCAAAUGGUCUGAAUCCUCCCCACACACACCCUCGUGCCACUGAGAUUCUAGCGGUCGCACAGGGUAGUCUUUAUGUUGGUUUUGUCACGUCUAACGCCAAUGAUAAUCUCCUUUUCGCCAAAGUUCUAAAUCCAGGAGACGUCUUUGUGUUUCCAAUUGGUCUCAUUCACUUCCAAUUUAAUGUGGGAAAGACCAAUGCUAUUGCUUUUGCCGGUCUAAGCAGUCAGAAUCCUGGAGUUAUCACCGUAGCAAAUGCUGUCUUUGGAUCCUACCCUCUCAUCAAUCCUGAUGUUCUCGCCAAAGCCUUCCAACUGGGAAAGGACGUGGUCAACUUCCUUCAAAAACAGUCCUGGCCAGACAAUUAG
Molecule: messenger RNA, 693 nt
Organism: Juglans microcarpa x Juglans regia
Lineage: Eukaryota; Viridiplantae; Streptophyta; Magnoliopsida; Fagales; Juglandaceae
Product: germin-like protein subfamily 1 member 17
Exons: 2
Coding region: 1-693 (230 amino acids)
Cellular component (GO): cell wall
Molecular function (GO): manganese ion binding
Source: RefSeq, a predicted model, not a curated record